AUGGAUGCUGACAGUAGUUACAAGAAUUUAGCUGACCUUUCCCUGGAACCUACGGAAUCCCACGAUGUUGCAAAUCCUGAAAGUGCUGGUUUGUUUGCAGGCAAUGAUAAACCUGAAAGAGUCUCUGAAGGCGUGGCAUUAGCACCAUCAGAGGCUGAUGCCCAUUUUUCCUACAAAGAAAAUAAAGAAUUGCUUGAAAGAGGUACUAAAGAAUUAGCAGUGGACCAUCAAGCUCCCUCAAAUUUUAAUCAACCAUCUGGCUUGGAAAAUGAUUCUCCUCAUUCAAAGAAAGAUAGAGCUUUGUCAUCCAGUGCUAAACUGACAGUACCAGACUUACCAACUGAUACUCAUCGUGGUGCACGUAGAUCUUCUACUUACAAGAUGGGUGUGUUUGCAGAUGAUUCUACUCAAAGGUUCUUAGAUGAACCAUCACCGGAACUAGUUGGUCUUUAUUCGAACGUGGCAGAAUGUAGAGCCAUGAGAGAAAAGUAUCAGACUACGUCCUUGCAACACGAUUGGGACAAUCCAAAGAAUAAACCGGAUUGGUUAAUUUAUCCACCACCCCCUAGACCCACUUAUAAUCCAGAAACCAAAACUGUGACUAAACUGGAGAAUAGACCUGAUUGUGAAGUUUUCGAUUUUGAAAAAUGUGUUAUUCCCGGAGAAGACACAGAUUACGAUUUUGGCGUUGGUGGCGAUGAUAUUUAUGUUGUCCAUAGCGCUCAAGAUUCGGCUAAAUUAGUUUCUAAGGUGCCCGAUCUACGUGAGUACUACAUGGAUUUGGAAAGAGUAAUUGCGCUUUCUUCUGAUGGUCCUGCCAAAUCUUUUGCCUUUAGAAGAUUGCAAUAUCUAGAGGCUCGCUGGAAUCUUUACUACCUUUUGAACGAGUUCCAAGAAACGAGUGUCUCCAAGAGAAAUCCUCACAGAGAUUUUUACAACGUUAGAAAAGUGGAUACUCACGUUCAUCACUCGGCAUGUAUGAAUCAAAAACACUUGUUACGUUUUAUUAAACAUAAGCUGAGACAUAAUGGGGAAGAAGAUGUCAUUUUCAGAGAUGGUAAAAUCUUAACGUUGGACCAAGUGUUCAAAUCGUUGAAUUUGAGCGGUUACGACUUGUCCAUUGAUACCCUGGAUAUGCAUGCCCAUAAGGAUACUUUCCACAGAUUUGACAAAUUUAACCUAAAAUACAACCCAAUCGGUGAAUCUCGUUUGAGAGAAAUUUUCCUAAAGACCGACAACUACGUCAAGGGAUCUUACUUGGCUCAAGUUACAAAGGAGGUAGUGUCAGAUUUGGAAAACUCGAAGUACCAGAAUUGCGAAUACAGAAUUUCCGUCUAUGGUAGAUCUAUUGACGAAUGGGAUAAAUUAGCAAGCUGGGUCAUUGACAACAAAUUGAUUUCCCAUAAUGUUCGUUGGUUAAUCCAAUGUCCACGUCUUUACAGUAUUUACAAGAGCACUGGUCAAGUAGAAAAUUUCUUUGAUUUGAUGAGAAAUAUCUAUCAACCACUUUUCGAAGUCACUAAGAAUCCUCAAUCUCAUCCUAAACUACACGUUUUCUUGCAAAGGGUCAUUGGGUUCGACUCUGUGGAUGAUGAAUCUAAAGUGGAUCGCAGAAUCUUUAGAAAAUACCCAAAGGCUUCCAACUGGGAUAAUCCAAAUAAUCCUCCAUAUUCUUAUUACUUGUAUUACAUGUAUGCAAGUAUGGCUUCUUUGAACCAAUGGAGAGCUAAGAGAGGUUUCAACACAUUGGUAUUGAGACCACACUGCGGUGAAGCUGGUGAUCCUGAACACUUAGUUUCCGCCUACUUAGUGGCUCAAAGUAUCUCUCACGGUAUUCUUUUGAGAAAAGUACCAUUUGUUCAGUAUUUGUACUAUCUGGAUCAAGUUGGUAUUGCGAUGUCUCCAUUAUCGAACAAUGCUCUUUUCUUAACUUAUGAUAAGAAUCCAUUCCCUCACUAUUUUAAGAGAGGUUUAAAUGUUUCCUUGUCAACAGAUGAUCCACUACAAUUCUCCUACACUAGGGAACCUUUGAUUGAGGAAUAUUCUGUUGCUGCACAAAUCUACAAAUUGUCUAACGUGGAUAUGUGUGAAUUGGCUCGCAACUCAGUACUACAAAGUGGUUGGGAAGCUCAAAUCAAAUCUCAUUGGAUCGGUAAGGAUUUCUAUAAGAAUGGUGUUGAAGGUAAUGAUGUGGGUAAGACUAAUGUGCCUAACAUUAGAAUAAAUUAUAGAUGGGACACUUUGUCAACGGAAUUGGAACUAAUGAACCAUUUUUCGAAUUUCAAAGAUGCUAUAGAAGAUUAA
Zygosaccharomyces rouxii is the source of this 2304-nucleotide messenger RNA. It is a transcript of the gene AMD1, whose product is annotated as AMP deaminase. The coding region runs from base 1 to 2304 and encodes 767 amino acids. Gene Ontology annotation, molecular function: AMP deaminase activity. The record is from RefSeq and is a predicted model, not a curated record. Lineage: Eukaryota; Fungi; Ascomycota; Saccharomycetes; Saccharomycetales; Saccharomycetaceae. Gene Ontology annotation, biological process: IMP salvage; AMP metabolic process. Gene Ontology annotation, cellular component: cytosol. The transcript has a single exon.